AUGCUGAUCUACAAGGAUGUUAUCACCGGAGACGAGAUGAUCUCGGACUCUUACGACCUCAAGCUCGUUGACGGUGUUGUCUACGAGGCCGACUGCGCCCGUAUCACCAUCGGUGCCGACAACAUCGAUAUCGGUGCCAACCCCUCCGCCGAGGAUGGCGGUGACGAGGGUGCCGACGACCAGACUCAGUCUGUCAUUGACAUUGUCCACUCUUUCCGCCUCAACGAGACCUCCUUCGACAAGAAGUCCUACCUCGGCCACCUCAAGCAGUACAUGAAGAAGGUCAAGGAGUCCAUGAAGGCCAACGGUGCCUCUGACGACGAGAUCAAGGAGUUCGAGACUGGUGCCUCCACCUUCGCCAAGAAGGUUGUCGGCUCCUUCAAGGACUGGGAGUUCUUCACUGGCGAGUCCAUGGACCCCGACGGCAUGGUCGCUCUCCUCAACUACCGCGAAGAUGGCACCACCCCGUACAUCCACGGUCUUUCGGAGAUGAAGGUUUAA
This is a messenger RNA of Aureobasidium melanogenum CBS 110374, 501 nucleotides long. RefSeq names its product translationally controlled tumor-associated. The transcript is spliced from 4 exons. NCBI's taxonomy places the organism in Eukaryota, Fungi, Ascomycota, Dothideomycetes, Dothideales, Saccotheciaceae. Bases 1 to 501 code for a protein of 166 amino acids. Gene Ontology annotation, cellular component: cytoplasm. The record is from RefSeq and is a predicted model, not a curated record. Gene Ontology annotation, molecular function: calcium ion binding.